AUGCGCCAAGCAGCGUUGGUAGUUCUCCUCUCAGCUGGCGCUUCAGCUAUUCUAUUCGGAAAUAUGGGAGGAGGUGGUUGCUGUGGAGGCGGUGGUGGUGGCGGAGGAGGCUGCUGCUGCUGCGGAGGAGGAGGAGGAGGUGGCGGUGGUUUUGGAGGUUUCGGUGGUGGUGGCGGAUGCGGCGGUCGUAAGAAGAGAGAGGCCAACAACCUCGUUUCCUCCGAAAGCGUCAACAAGUGCAACAAUGAAGAGCUCCAAGCUGUUCUUCGCGGCGUAAGGGACCUUCACCAUUUUCCGUCAUUCCCCGGUACUAACCAAAUAUUUAGAAUAUGA
Messenger RNA from Cylicostephanus goldi, 333 nucleotides. The record is from the annotation of a GenBank genome assembly. NCBI's taxonomy places the organism in Eukaryota, Metazoa, Nematoda, Chromadorea, Rhabditida, Strongylidae.